Molecule: messenger RNA, 1432 nt
Organism: Umbelopsis ramanniana AG
Lineage: Eukaryota; Fungi; Mucoromycota; Umbelopsidomycetes; Umbelopsidales; Umbelopsidaceae
Exons: 4
Coding region: 316-1314 (332 amino acids)
Molecular function (GO): oxidoreductase activity
Source: RefSeq, a predicted model, not a curated record
GGGCUUGAAUUGGAGAUCACGCAAUUUCGUCCUCCAAGCUUGCGCAAGCACUUGUAAGCACAUACAAUAGAAAUAAUUAUAUUAUAUGGUUUCGGGUCCACCUCACCGCUUCCUUACCUUUGUUCCUCGACGACUUCUUUACUCAGCAGGCCAAAAAAAAAAAAAAAAGCUGGUUUCUCUCUUUGUUUUAUUAUUUUUUAUACAUUGGUUCCAUACUCUCCCAAUAGAAACCCUCUCCCUGCGUUGCCUAAAAAAAAAUCCAAAAAAAAGGAACGCCAAACAAUUCGCACUAGCAAUAAGUCGACCUAUCUGGACAUGAGAGCAACAAUAUCCGAGGACUUGAAGUCCUUUUCUGGGCAACCAUUUCCUCUCAUCAUGUCAAACGACGACAACAUGAUAUCUAAUGAAGAAGAUGCAGUCAGUUGGAUCAAGGAUUACAAACCGGCAAUAUUAGAUUGCUUGCAGCAACAUGGUGCAGUCUUACUUAGAUCAAUGCCACUCGAUGUACCUGAGGCGUUCUCACUCUUUGCACGAGCAUUCAACUUUCCAAAGUUCAGAUAUAUCAACGGCGCCGCUAUCCGCCACAAACAUGCUAUCGAAGUCUACACGGAAUGCGAAAUCGAUGCUAGCCUGUAUAUCUUCCUUCAUCAUGAGUUAGCUCAAUCCACUGAAUAUCCUAGAUAUGUUCUCUUUUUCUGUGAACAGCCUGCUGCCAACGGAGGAGAGACAAUGCUCUUGUCGUCAAUCGACUUGCACGACAGAAUCGAAAAGGAAAUGCCGGAAUUCGUCAGAGAACUGGAAGCCAAGGGUGUGUUGUACACAAGAUAUAUGUCCGAGUAUGACAUGAACGACGGGAAUGGAAGGGGUUGGAAAAAUAGCUUGUGGUCCAGCACAAAAAAGCAAGCCGAGAACGAAAUGACAAAACUUGGUUUGACCUGGGAAUGGCUUCCAAACGAAGGGCUGCUGACAAAGCUGAGAGCGCCAGCGAUACGAGUUCACCCUCAGCAUGGCCGAAAAGUAUGGUUUAAUCACAUAACAAACAACCAUCAGAUCAUCUGCCGCCACAAAAGAUUACAUCCAGAAGCCCUUCAUUUGAGCAACGUCACUUUCGGAGACGGUUCUCCGUUCCCAGAGGAUAAAUUGCAUCGAAUUAUUGAAAUUCAGCAAGAACUUUGCUACGAUGUACAGUGGAGACAUGGCGAUGUACUAUUAAUUGAUAAUUUUGCUGUCCAACAUGGACGGCGACCGUACGAUGGAUCCAGGAGGAAUGUCUUUAUCAGUUCCUGGGGAGCUGAGGACGGCUCAAGCUUCUAACUUACUUAGUGUUAUACCGUUUACUCAGAGCUGCCAGGAAAUGAGUUGUAAUUUUGAAAUAUAGACUCGCAAACAUGCGAAAUAAAAAAUAACAGUAUGAAUCCGAUUUAUUGUUGAA